AUGACACUUACGACACGUCCUCCCAAGGGGGCCGAAUACCUCGGCGAUCUAGACAUAAAGCUCCCCCUGGUUGUCGACAUCCGCAGCCUGCUCGAGCCUUACGUUCUCCUCGACAACGGAUUAGAGCAUGGCUCCAUAUGGGCGGCGCUUCUAUCAAAGGAUGUUCCUUUCUUGAAAGAACUUCACAACGAGUUGGAGAACGCGGACACAGACGCAGCGUUUCGGGCAAUGCGGUGGUCUCUGGCGAAUCUUGAAGAGUAUCUUCCGCUGCUGCUCCGUCUUUUUCGGGGCGGAAAUAUGAUGGGCUACGUCGAUGCGAACACGGAGACGACGGACGGGAAGAGAGACGCCAAGGUGACCGCGCAAGCGAGAGCGUGCGAGGGGAAUCGUUGCGCGAUUCUGGGGACGGCUGAUCCGCAGAUCUACCACGUCUUCCCUCUCGCGGCGAUCCACCACCGGGAAUCACUGAGCCGCUAUCUUGACUUUCUGGCCCCGUUCUUAGGCGAGGACCUCGCUCGGCGGUUGGGGGAGAAGCUCGCUGGGAGCGACGGUUCGCUCCUCGACGACGUCAGGAACGUGAUCGCGCUGGACGGCCGACUGCACAAGUAUUGGGCCGAUGGACGGUUCGCGCUGGAACCACUUGGACCACCGACUAUCGAGGAUCUGCCGCAGUAUCACCACGAGUAUAUUCAAUCGGGUGAGGAGGGAAUUGGCCGGGUCGAUCCGAAGGAAGGAUCAGUUCACGUCGCUCGAGGCUCCGGGGCCGCCACGCCGACGUCGACGCCGACGUUGGGCUUCAAUCGCCAAUGGUGCCUCGAGCUCAGAUUCCACUGGAUGAAGAAGAACAAGCUCGCCAAGAUGGUGGCGCCCAUGGACUUCGGUACUGAUCCCUUCGAUUCGAGACACUACGAGCCCUCGGGCGAAGAAUUUGACCACUACAACGUCAACACGUCCAGUCACGUGGGCAACGGUCAGAUCAUCAGAAUAUUUGCCAAAGACCCCGAGAGCCUCCCCGACCCCGAUAUCUUCAGUAUCCAGUUCUGUCUUCUCUCGGUGUGGUCUUUGCAGGGAGGCGCCGACCCGGCCUUGUACAAGUUCUUCCGGGACGACCACCAGCCGGAGGCCAUGAGAGGCUUUCUCGAUCGCAUCGGAUCGCUUGCUGAAGAAUGGGACUACCAAUCAAGCCUGGGUCGCACAGAGACUACCGGCUGGACGAAUGAGGGAAGCAAGGGGAAAAAGACGGAGGGGGCUGAGAGUAGACCACAGUGA
Messenger RNA from Colletotrichum karsti, 1269 nucleotides. RefSeq lists its product as uncharacterized. NCBI's taxonomy places the organism in Eukaryota, Fungi, Ascomycota, Sordariomycetes, Glomerellales, Glomerellaceae. The coding region runs from base 1 to 1269 and encodes 422 amino acids. The record is from RefSeq and is a predicted model, not a curated record. The transcript is spliced from 3 exons.